UAUAUAUAUAACAGGAUAGACAAAUGUGAUGCUUAAAAACACUGAGCACAAUCAGUUCUCACGGCCAGCCUUAAUAUCUUUCACAUUGGCAAAAAUAUCUGGAGAAUAAAACGUCUCGCCACUCUCUCGUUGUCGGAGACCCAUCCCCGGUUCUCUGAAAUACCCCAUAGACCAUCUGACCCAAUUGGGAUCCAGUCCAUGAAUUUGUCAUUACAGCCUCCCGAAUGGUCCACUGUCUGGGUCAUGAUUGCCUGCUGUCUGCAUGCGCCCAGCCCCGAGCGGGAGAGGAGCAUCUUUUACUUUUGACGAGCGGAGAAAAGCUCUGCACCUUUUGAAUAGUGUGUCUGCUGCUAAAUAGGGACGAACACGCAAGAAAGACUUCCACACUGUCAGACAGGCUGCAUUUGCUGGUGUAAUGGGAACACUUCGGGACCUCCAAUUUGCCUUGCAGUUAAAGAUUGAGGAGCUCCGGCAGAGGGACACACUCAUAGAUGAGUUAGAGUCAGAGUUGGAUACAAAGGAUGAACUCAUUCGGAGACUGCAGGAAGAACUGGAUCGCCACAAAGCCACCGUCUCCCUCCCAGGAUCCUCUGCAGCCAGCGCAGCAGCUUGCUCAGCCCAAAGUGAGGACUUGCAUCCAGCCAAUAGAAAAACUGUUAUUUCUGAGCCCUUCACUCUGGACCCAGUGACUCUCACCAUGGUUUCACACAAAAGCUAUGAGAAGAGCAAAGACUCAAACGGACAGCAAGCUGGGAGUUAUUGACCGCAGGAGUCAGUCCCAGACUAUUCUCAGGGAGAGUGGUCUCAAGCGCCCUCCUCAUUCAAUGGAGCUGCUUACCAGCAUCCCCUUCCUCCAGUCUCUGCCCGACCAUGUCAUCAUGAAAGCGUCUGCUCUCAUGAAGCAGACACGCUACACUGGAGGUGACGACAUCCUUCGACAAGGAGCCACAGGAGACAAGUUUUACAUCCUAAGCAAAGGCCAGGUGAAAGUGACAGAGAGGAAGCCAGGCCACGCACAGCAGAUUGUUCUCUGUGAGCUCUCUGAGAGACAGCGGUUUGGAGAGGAAGCUCUUUCGGGGGCCUUCAGGGACGUCAUUGAUGGAUUGGUAUUUGACAGCAGUCGUGAGGUGCGGCAUCGCCCCGAAUCCAAAAUCGAGUCUGAAAAGGAUGCUGAUCUCUUCUCAUCUCCCACCAUAAGUGAUUUCCAGAUUAUUUGCACUGUCGCCGUUGGGGAGUUUGGUCACGUAGACCUGGUGCAAGUAAAGAGCAACAUCAAGUGUCUUUAUGCCACGAGGGUCCUUAAGAACAAGCUGAUCCUCAGCAACAUCCAACAACAGCACAUCCUGAGAGAAGAGCGCACCCUAACGGAGGCUCAUUGUCCAUUCAUAGCCAGGUGUCUGUUAUUCAACAGUUAUCGAUAUAGGAUUGUUUUGAUUGCAUUAUGAUCAUUUACAUACUUGUAUUUUUGCAUUGAUUGCAGGCUGCAUAAAGUCUUUAGAGAAUUUUGACAGAGGAAUGUCUUGGUGGGGAUUUAUAUAGUCUAAAGUUAAGUAAGUGUUUAUAUUGAUAAAAUAUUCAUAGUCCUGUCGUUUUCAUCACAAUGCAAUAUGAAGACUGGACAAGAUUUGAUGUGUUACGUCUUCCUACUUUACAUGUUUUGUUUGCUAUGUGCUUAAAGCAGUGCUUCUGCAUACCGCUCUGCUUUAGGGGAUGUCUGGACGAAUGCAGCACCAGACUGUACACAGCUUGUGUUGUUGAGGCCUUGACCUUUCUUCACUGUCAAGGUGUCAUCUAUGGAGAUGUCAAGUCUGAAAAUGUUGUUCUCAAUGAUGUUGUGGAAGAUUAUAACCUUGUUCGUUCAAUGAAACAUUUUGAAGAGUUACAUACAUUUUUCCCAUUACACUGAGCACCAUUAUGCAAAACUGGCACUGCAAUUGGCUGCAAACUUAAAUUCUGAUUUUCAGUAUGAAAUCACAGUACUAUUGGUUUUACUUUAAGUUAACUCAUAGGCACAUUUCCACACCUGAAAUCCUUUUGAACAAAGGCCAUAGUGGAUCAGCGGACUUCUGGUCACUUGGUGUUUUCAUGUCUGAGUGGUUGCCCAGUUUUCUGCAGGACUUUUUGUUAAGCUCAUUUUUCCAGCAGUAUAUUGAAGAAUACAGGUUCUUGGUUACCUCUGCAGGCUCCUAUUCAUCGACAAUGACCCAAUAAAGAUUUUCACUGCAACCAUUCGUGGGAUCGAUCAGAUCGACUUUCCCAAAAACCUCAUUGAAAGUGCCCCCAGUCUAUUCGAGAAACUGGGAAGGUGUUGUAAAUGUUCCCUACUAGACACCAUGAGUUAUAAUGUGAAAAGCUAUUGACAGUCAUUUUAUAGUGCUCUUUCUGACAAAUACUGAAAACGUCUUCCAUUUCACCAUUGUGUAUGUUACAGGGCUUUUUUAUUUUCCAAACAAACAAUCUAAGCAACAUCACAGGUGUGUUGAGGCGACCUGCGGUGUAACAUCCCCUCUCAAUCUGAGAAGUCAUUCAUGCAUUUUUAUUUGUGUGUUCUUGUUUGCUCUCCAUUGCCAGGGACCAACCCCUCAGAGAAACUGGGUUAGAGAAAUGGGGCCAAGGACAUGCAGAAGCACAAGUAAGACGAGAGAUUCAGUAGAUUGGAGAAAAUGACAGAGGCCACUGCUUGGAAACGUGGUUUUAUAGGGUGUGAUACUCCGUUUUGUACACGGACGGUCUGAAGGAUUAAACUGGGAUGAACUCUGUAAAGGCACAUUAAACCCUCCAGUUAUUCCCAAAGUAAGACACGUUCAGGUUGACUUAUUGCCGUUGUUGCAGUGAGUAGAUCUGUUUUAUUAUUUUUAUAUUGCCUUGGGGGUUAAGGGUUCUUUGGUCAGUCGUGCCUGGAGGGCUCAAUGGAGCUGAGCACAAACUGGGAGGAUUUCUGAUGACUGGAAAAAGUCCAUACUUCAUCUUUUUCAGGUUCAGUCCUCAUAAAUGAUUUAUUUCCAUCAAGAAUUCAUUGUAUUUUUAGACAAAAUCAUUUUAACUAUCAGUAUCUGCAGAUUGUGUUUGAUGAAUUAAUGAUGCUGCCUGUUGUGUUUAGCUCUGACAUUUAUGUACAACUAGUACAUAUUUUUAAAUAUAUAAGUUCAGUGAUGCCACUGCUGUUGAAUGGAGGCCUAAUAAACAAACAGGCCGUAACAAACUGCUUUUGCUUUAUUUUAUAUCUGCAAUCUAACUGUGAGUUUCUCUUUUCGUGUGCAAGUCUGUUAUUAUUUGAUCUCCCCAAGAUGCCUGAAUGCAAUUAAGAAGUGACGUCAGAGCCGGCGGAGACGUGUCAAAGCUACAGAAAACUAAAACAGAUGAAUACCAGAAGCUGCAGGAUUUGAACUUCAAAAUAAAGUAUAUUCAGUCAGAAGUGA
Gasterosteus aculeatus aculeatus (three-spined stickleback) is the source of this 3419-nucleotide messenger RNA. The record is from RefSeq and is a predicted model, not a curated record. Lineage: Eukaryota; Metazoa; Chordata; Actinopteri; Perciformes; Gasterosteidae.